GCGCAAAGGCCCCACGUGUUCCGACCCGCUAGGCCCCGCGCGGCUCGGAUCCGGCGGCGCUGUUUCGGUCAGGAGUGGGUGGGAGAGAAGCCGGGGCAGGGGAGGAGCCGCCGGAGCUGUCGGAGCCGUGACACCCAGGGCAGCUACACUCAGAAGCCACAAGGAAUGCUAGUGGAGCCUCUCAUCCCUCCUAGCUUCUCUUCCAAGCUGCCCCGUGUGGCUUGAUCCAGGAAGCUACUUAAGAAAGCUAUACACUUUUUGUACUCUGUAUAUAUUAUAUUGCAGUAGACAGUCAUUCCAAGGGUACAACAAGGUUUACCACAAUGUGAGGGACUCAGCCAUUACAAAUUGUACGAUGAGGGCCUUUGGGAGGAAAUAUUGCUGUGUCCAGGCUGAGGCUGGGGGCUAAUGACAGUGUGAGCUGCUCUAGAUGGUGUGAGACCACCCCAAGCCAAGAAAUGACUACAACUGUGGAACCAGAGGACCAGGAUCUUUGGGAAGAAGAGGGAAUUCUGAUGGUGAAACUGGAAGAUGAUUUCACCUGUAGGCCAGAGUCUGUCUUACAGAGGGAUGACCCAGUGCUGGAGACCUCUCACCAGAACUUCCGACGCUUCCGUUACCAGGAAGCAGCAAGCCCUAGAGAAGCUCUCAUCAGACUCCGAGAACUUUGUCACCAGUGGCUGAGACCAGAGAGGCGGACCAAGGAGCAGAUCCUAGAGCUGCUUGUGCUGGAACAGUUUCUUACCGUCCUGCCUGGAGAACUACAGAGCUGGGUGCGGGGCCAACGGCCAGAAAGUGGCGAGGAGGCAGUGACGCUGGUGGAGGGUUUGCAGAAACAACCCAGGAGACCAAGGCGGUGGGUGACUGUCCAUGUUCAUGGCCAGGAAGUCCUGUCAGAGGAGACAGUGCGUCUAGGAGCAGAGCCUGAGCCACCUAGUGAGCUGCAGGAUCCCGCGCAAAGCUCAACCCCCCAGCAGUCCCCUGAGGAAACCACACAGAGCCCAGAUCUGGGGGCACCGGCAGAGCAGCGUCCACACCAGGAAGAGGAGCUCCAGCCCCUGCAGGAGAGCGAGGUUCCAGUGCCCCAGGACCCAGACCUUCCUACAGAGAGGAGCUCUGGAGACUCGGAGAUGGUUGCUCUUCUUACUGCUCUAUCACAGGGACUGGUAACGUUCAAGGAUGUGGCUGUAUGCUUUUCCCAGGACCAGUGGAGUGAUCUGGAUCCAACACAGAAAGAAUUCUAUGGAGAAUAUGUCUUGGAAGAAGACUGUGGAAUUGUAGUCUCUCUGUCAUUUCCAAUCCCCAGACCUGAUGAGAUCUCCCAGGUUAGAGAGGAAGAGCCUUGGGUCCCAGAUAUCCAAGAGCCUCAAGAGACUCAAGAGCCAGAAAUCCUGAGUUUUACCUACACAGGAGAUAGGAGUAAAGAUGAGGAAGAGUGUGUGGAGCAGGAAGAUCUGAGUUUGGACGAUAUACACAGGCCUAUUUUGGGAGAACCAGAAAUUCACCAGACUCCAGAUUGGGAAAUAGUCUUUGAGGAUAGUCCGGGUAGACUUAAUGAAAGAAGAUUUGGUACAAACAUUUCUCAAGUGAAUAGUUUUGCGAACCUUCGGGAAACUACGCCCGUCCACCCACUGUUAGGGAGACACCAUGACUGCUCUGUGUGUGGAAAGAGCUUCACUUGUAACUCCCACCUCGUUAGACACCUGAGAACUCACACGGGAGAGAAACCCUAUAAAUGUAUGGAGUGUGGAAAAAGUUACACGCGAAGCUCGCAUCUUGCCAGGCACCAAAAGGUUCAUAAGAUGAACGCUCCUUAUAAAUAUCCCUUAAACCGGAAGGAUUUGGAAGCGACCUCCCCUUUGACCCAGGCUGAGAGAACUCCAUCUGUGGAGAAGCCCUAUAGAUGUGAUGAUUGUGGAAAACACUUCCGCUGGACUUCAGACCUUGUCAGGCAUCAGAGGACACAUACAGGAGAAAAACCCUUCUUUUGUACUAUUUGUGGCAAAAGCUUCAGCCAGAAAUCUGUGCUAACAACACACCAAAGAAUCCACCUGGGAGGCAAACCCUACUUGUGUGGAGAGUGUGGCGAGGACUUCAGUGAGCACAGGCGGUACCUGGCGCACCGGAAGACGCACGCGGCCGAGGAGCUCUACCUCUGCAGCGAGUGCGGGCGCUGCUUCACCCACAGCGCAGCGUUCGCCAAGCACCUGCGAGGACACGCCUCCGUGAGGCCCUGCCGAUGCAACGAAUGUGGGAAGAGCUUCAGUCGCAGGGACCACCUCGUCAGGCAUCAGAGAACACACACUGGGGAGAAACCGUUCACGUGCCCCACUUGUGGAAAAAGCUUCAGCAGAGGGUAUCACUUAAUUAGGCAUCAGAGGACCCACUCAGAAAAGACCUCCUAGCUAGGUCCCCAUGUGAGGAAAUCUGCUUUCAGCCCUCACCUAAGGGAGGUGAGGAACAGGAAAAGCCCUCUUGUCAGCCUGGGAAGACCUUUUCUAGGGAGUCUCCCUGACCUGCCCAGAUCCGACAUCACCUCUUCCGGCAACUAAAUACAAGCCUGGGCAGAACCUCUCAGCCGCCUUCUACGCCUUGAGAUGUUUCAUCCAAAGUACAACCUGAAUUGAGGCUUCUCCUUCACUAGAGUGUGGCUGCCUCUAUCUCGUGGUUGUAAAGUAGGAAAAUUAAAAGACUUAAGAGGUUGUGGUUACUGUAUUGUCCAAAAAAUAGGCUGUUACAUAUCCUAAAGACUGCUUAACAGCCUCGAGUUGAAAGUGGCCAAGGACAGCCCCUUAGGUUUGGGAAGGGACCAGCCUGAAGGAUUCUGUCUUUAGAGGGCUCAAGUCUUAAAGCACACAGCUCUGAACUCAAGACAGGAGGUUUGCGUCCUGAUGGCUUUGCCACACAUUCACAGGAUGACUGUACAAACCCCUUGCUGUCUGAUUCACUUCUUACCAUGCACUUUCCUUUGAUGCUGAGGAGAAAUGGAAGCAGGCAAAAAAAAUCUCAAAGCUGCUUCAGGUGGACCUUGCCAAGCUGCUCCCUCCCCCAAUGUCAAAUUGUUAUCAGGUGCCAAACACUGCUAGAAAGGAGGGCCUAGUCGGAAGCCUCUUUCCAUAUGGGUUUUGGUUUUGUCUUUAAUAUUUUUUCCUAUUAAAAUACUCAUGCAUUUAACCUUCCCAUUAUUCAGCCAGUCUCUUGGUUUCGUCCCUAGCACUUCUACUACAAGUGAGAUGGUAGCGUUUGAGAGCUUAUUGAGGAAAGCACAAUUCAGUCAGAAUGAAAUCAUUCACAUUCCCUCAUAUGCACAAGCCCACCCACCCUUCGACACCCCCUUCACAGGGGUGGUGUGAAUAAGGGGAUUUGGGAACAGUGUCACCUUACAAAGGCACUAUAACAAUUGCAGAAUCAUGAUAGCCAUGGGUCACAUGAAGACAACUGGAGAACAACUAAGACCAAAUUAUGGAAAAUAAGAAAAAGCUGUUGCUGGCAAGACCAUCAAGACUAUUCUCCUGACACCCUGUCCCCAUCAUCCCUGCCUGAGUCCUCUGACAUCAUGGGAAGUGUUGAACCCCAGAACCUGGGACCCUGAGGAAUUCACCAGGAGUAAAUAGCUUUCAUGUA
Molecule: messenger RNA, 3624 nt
Organism: Cebus imitator (Panamanian white-faced capuchin)
Lineage: Eukaryota; Metazoa; Chordata; Mammalia; Primates; Cebidae
Gene: ZNF202
Product: zinc finger protein 202
Exons: 9
Coding region: 459-2405 (648 amino acids)
Biological process (GO): negative regulation of transcription by RNA polymerase II
Molecular function (GO): DNA-binding transcription repressor activity, RNA polymerase II-specific
Source: RefSeq, a predicted model, not a curated record